Cinara cedri is the source of this 525-nucleotide messenger RNA. The record is from the annotation of a GenBank genome assembly. Lineage: Eukaryota; Metazoa; Arthropoda; Insecta; Hemiptera; Aphididae.
AUGAAUAACGCUGAAAAAGUUGAAUUGGUUUUAAUUUAUGGCGAAUGUCAACGUAAUGUACGCCUAGCUGCUAUGACGUAUGCCGAACGAUACCCAGAAAGGUACCAUCCACCUUAUAAUUAUGUUUUACGACUUUUACAAGGGUUAAAAGAGGAAGGAAGAUUUCCUGGCAGACAAAUAAUUCAACAAAGGCGUAGAGCAAAUAUGUUUGAUGACGAUACGGAAUUACAGGUACUAGCAUACAUAAGAGCUAAUCCACGUUCGUCAAUUAGGCAUGUUGCUCGCGAAAUUGAAGUUUCAUAUGGUUAUGUUCAAAAAAUUCUAAAAAAACACAAAAUGCACUCAUAUAAAAUCGAUUUUGUCCAACAUUUGCGUGCAGGAGAUUCUAUUCGUAGGUUGGAAUUUAUAGCUUGGUUCAAUAUUAAAUUGUAUAAUAACCCUUUAAUUGUCAAUUAUAUUCUUUGGAGUGAUGAAUCAAAAUUCACUAACAAUGGCAUUAUGAAUAAACAAAAUCAUCGAUGCUAG